This is a messenger RNA of Micropterus salmoides (largemouth bass), 874 nucleotides long. Its product is annotated as phosphoinositide-interacting protein-like. Gene Ontology annotation, biological process: positive regulation of cation channel activity; phosphatidylinositol-mediated signaling. Gene Ontology annotation, molecular function: phosphatidylinositol bisphosphate binding; transmembrane transporter binding. Bases 340 to 747 code for a protein of 135 amino acids. The transcript has a single exon. NCBI's taxonomy places the organism in Eukaryota, Metazoa, Chordata, Actinopteri, Centrarchiformes, Centrarchidae. The record is from RefSeq and is a predicted model, not a curated record.
GGCUUAAGGAAAAUUUACAUAUGCAGCCCUGACUUUAUUAGCAAAAAUAGGUUCUUCCAUAAUGCUGACAAUUAAUAAUAGCAUGAAUGCAAAUUUUGUAAUGAUUGUGUCCCAUUAGCAUCAGGAUGAUUAAAGUUUAGAUUAAACAGUGGCUUCCUGCUCACAGUUAUCUGCUUUUUGGGGACGAACAUCACCCAUAUUGUAAUUUUUGUGGAACGUUCGGAUUUUACUAUGAAACCCAUUAGACCUAACUUAAUUAGAUAGACCUCAGAGAGACGUGACUUCCCUCACAGACUGAUUCAUAUUCCGCAUUAUUUCUACAGAGUCAUCCAGGAGGCCAUGCCAGACAGCCCAGAGAAUAUCCCCCUGGGAGAGUGCACCCUCUCCCAGUCCAGGGACCAGCUGACGCCCCCGAGCCGCACAGAGAGCACCGUGUUCAGCCUGUCCCGCAGCGAGACCCUAUGGACCACAGAGAUCCCUCGCAGCAAGUGUGAAGUCUUCUGGUUCCCCAUACACCUCAUGUCCACCGGGGGAACCUUCCUGGCAUGCGGCAUUAUCAUCAGCGGCCUGUACUUCGCUGGCCACUGCAGGAAGAUCACCACCAUCCUGGGACCGGCACUGCUGUCCAUUGGGCUGAUGGUUUUUGUGGUGGGUGUGGUCCUCAUCCCCAUCACCAAGGAGAACAGGAAGCAGUCAAAUAUGAAGAAGCCCCCCAGUUACUACAGGCCUCCGGUGUUCAAUCUGUGAUCACACGGGUGUUGACAUUUUGUCACAAACUUCAUGUUUGAAAGUGAGAAACUUGGAUUGAUAUGAUCCUUUCAGCAUGGGAGCCUCUGUGGAAGCUAAUUAUUUACAGACUCUGCUUGGUGACAUU